AUGUUCUGUUCUUUCAUGAGCUUCCCGGACGAGACAGUUAACAAGAUCUCCGUUGUUGGCGAGCUACUGCCCAACUGUGAGGCGAGGAUCACGGCCCAGGAUUGCGUCGUAGAAACGACCAAAAUCAACCCUGGAAAGACGGCGUCAGCCAAGGAUAUCAUAGACUUUAUGGCACAGCGCGUUGAGCCUGUCAAUCGCAUUACAGGCGGUGCUGUUUUCCGGAAGUCUAUUCCAAAGAGCCCAUCCGGUAAAACAUUGCGACGACAGCUACGAGAAAUGGCCAAAGAGAAAGUAGAGGGCAAUCGUUAA
Paecilomyces variotii is the source of this 309-nucleotide messenger RNA. RefSeq lists its product as hypothetical. The record is from RefSeq and is a predicted model, not a curated record. The transcript has 2 exons. The coding region runs from base 1 to 309 and encodes 102 amino acids. NCBI's taxonomy places the organism in Eukaryota, Fungi, Ascomycota, Eurotiomycetes, Eurotiales, Thermoascaceae.